Messenger RNA from Cheilinus undulatus (humphead wrasse), 1419 nucleotides. It is a transcript of the gene cd9b, whose product is annotated as CD9 molecule b. The record is from RefSeq and is a predicted model, not a curated record. Gene Ontology annotation, cellular component: membrane. NCBI's taxonomy places the organism in Eukaryota, Metazoa, Chordata, Actinopteri, Labriformes, Labridae. Bases 179 to 853 code for a protein of 224 amino acids. The transcript has 8 exons.
CCCCUCACUUCCUCACUACCUAGGUGACCCACCAAGGGUGUGGCUCUCACAAAAAUCCUCCUGCUGCACUCUUCUUCUUUUACUUGUCUUACCGCGGAGUCACAGCAGACCAUUUCACUCUGAACAGAGAGCUCUUACAUUUGGAAUUUUCUUCUUAAAAACAACUAAAACUCGAGCCAUGGGGGGACUACAGUGCAUCAAAUACCUCAUGUUUAUCUUCAACUUCCUCUUCUGGCUUGCAGGUACUGGAGUGCUGGCUAUCGGUCUCUGGCUGCGCUUUGACUCCAGGACAGCAGGACUGUUUGAAGGAGAGGACUCGCCAACGGUCUUCUUCACUGGUGUUUACAUCCUGAUCGCAGCCGGGGCUCUGAUGAUGGUCGUCGGCUUCCUGGGAUGCUGUGGAGCCAUUAAAGAGUCGCCAUGCAUGCUGGGAUUGUUCUUCCUCUUCCUGCUCCUCAUCUUCGCCGUGGAGGUGGCUGCAGGGAUCUGGGGACUCUCCAACAAAGACAGGGUGGUUGAGGACGUCACAGAGUUCUACAAACAGACCUACACCAACUACAAAGACACCAGACAGGAGGCUCUGAAGGAGACCCUGAGGCUCAUCCACUUUGGACUGGACUGCUGCGGUCCAACAGGGACGGUGAUCGACGCAGCCAAAGACAUCUGCCCCAAGAAGGAGGGACUGGAGGUCCUCAUCACCAAGAGCUGUCCAUCUGCCAUUGAUGAGAUAUUCAACAACAAACUUCACAUCAUCGGAGGAGUCGGCAUCGGCAUCGGUGUCAUCAUGAUCUUUGGGAUGAUCUUCAGCAUGAUGCUCUGCUGUGCCAUCAAGAGAUCCAGAGACUUUGUUUAAAGCACUACAAACCCUGAACCCCCCCUCCUCCAUCUUUAACUUAUGUGUCCUCAUGUUCCCACCCUCUGCUUUAGAGUUUAUCAGUUUAAAGAAAUAAUCUGUUAGUUUUGGAUCCAUACAGGAGGAAACGGCGACCUGUGAGAGUAUGGAGCUUCUUAUGUCUCUGCAGACUGAACACAGAGGGUUAAUUUUAGUUACAUUUAAAUACAUUUACAAUCUCUUCAUGACAAGGAAAACUCAGAGCAGGUCGAUCAGCCGUAGGAGAAAGAGAUGUGACUCUGCUGCCCCCUAGAGGACUCUGCAGACCAUUCCUAUUAACCCUUUAUUCAGCUCUUUAGUUCAGAUGUGUUAAAUUCAGCCUGUGUCGUACUCUAACAGGAUUUUUUGCAGCUAACUGGGUUUUACCACAUGACUCCUUUAUGUUCUGUUUUUUAAUUUAGCUCAUGUUGCACGUUUAGAAGCUUUUGAUUUUUAUAAGAGCAGAACUGUGGAGUUUUAUGCAAAUAUUUUGAUGAAUGCAGUUCAGAUGUAUCUUUAAAAUGCCAAAUAAAUUACUAAUAAUACAA